AUGAAUGCUUCAACAUCACAAAAUCUUGAAGCUUUAGUGUCCAAUGAUCUUCCAGUGAAUGUAUACAUAUGGGACAUGGACGAGACUCUUAUCUUACUUAGAUAUCUGUUGAAUGGGACUUACGCUGAGUCUUUCAAUGGCUCUAGAGAUGUUAAAAGAGGUGUUGAGAUUGGUGAGAUGUGGGAGAAACACAUACUUAAGAUCUGUGAUGAUUGCUUCUUCUACGAGCAAAUUGAGGAUUGUAAUGAGCCGUUUAUUGAUUUAUUGAGGGAGUAUGAUGAUGGCAAGGAUCUUUCUAGGUAUGACUUCAAGCAAGACGAGUUCACUUCUCCUAAUGAUGAUUUGAACAAGAGGAAACUCGCCUAUAGGCAUAGAGCCGUUGUGCAGAGAUACGAAAAU
Messenger RNA from Eruca vesicaria subsp. sativa (arugula), 399 nucleotides. The record is from the annotation of a GenBank genome assembly. Lineage: Eukaryota; Viridiplantae; Streptophyta; Magnoliopsida; Brassicales; Brassicaceae.